This is a messenger RNA of Olea europaea var. sylvestris, 1569 nucleotides long. RefSeq names its product pectinesterase 1. The coding region runs from base 117 to 1226 and encodes 369 amino acids. Gene Ontology annotation, molecular function: pectinesterase activity. The transcript is spliced from 4 exons. Gene Ontology annotation, biological process: cell wall modification. Lineage: Eukaryota; Viridiplantae; Streptophyta; Magnoliopsida; Lamiales; Oleaceae. The record is from RefSeq and is a predicted model, not a curated record.
AAUUCCUCUCCAUCCCGUGCUUUUAGCUCCCUUCGCAGUCUCUGGUUCGCAAUUUUCUGUAUAAAUAUGUACAUCCCUCAGUGAUAUUCGAUAAGAAAAAUUAAACUACAAACAAAAUGGUUGGAAAAAUUAUGUCUUGUAUUGCCGUGGAGGCAGUUCUAUUGGGCAUUCUUCUGUACAUCCCCAUUGUACUUUCUGAUGAUAGAGCACCUAUUCCAUCAAAUAGUGCUCAAUUAAACAGUUGGUUUGAUGGCAUUAUUCAACCAGUAGCUGUUCGGAAAGCAACCAUGGACCCGGCCUUAGUCACCGCGGAGGGGCAAGCCAAGCUGAUAAAAUUGAAAAGCGAUGGAAGUGGCGAUUUCAAGUCGAUCAAUGAAGCGAUAAAGAGCAUUCCCGAUGACAAUACUAAAAGAGUCAUUUUAUCGCUUGCACCUGGAAACUAUAGCGAGAAAGUCAAGAUUGGAAUGUAUAAACACUAUAUCACCUUCUAUGGGGAAGAUCCAAAUAACAUGCCAAUUCUGGUGUUUGGUGGAACAGCAGCAGAAUAUGGAACUGUGGAUAGUGCCACCCUCAUCGUGGAAUCAAAUUACUUCAGUGCCGUUAAUUUGAAAAUUGUGAAUUCUGCGCCGAGGCCUGAUGGUAAAAGGGUUGGAGCUCAGGCAGCAGCAUUGAGAAUAAGUGGAGACAAGGCGUCUUUCUAUAAUGUCAAAAUUUAUGGAUUUCAAGAUACUCUUUGUGAUGACAAGGGAAAACAUUUCUAUAAAGACUGCUAUAUUGAAGGCACUGUUGAUUUCAUCUUUGGCAGUGGCAAAUCCAUCUUUCUGAACACGGAGUUACAUGCCGUCCCCGGGGAUCAGCCGGCAAUCAUCACUGCACAGGCAAGGAAAACUGACUCGGAAGACACGGGAUACUAUUUUGUGAACUGCAGGGUGACAGGCGGCGGCGCCUUUUUGGGCAGAUCAUGGAUGCCUGCAGCUAAAGUGGUGUUUGCUUACACUGAAAUGGGUGAUGCUAUUCACCCUGAAGGAUGGAUCCUUGUAAAACCUGAACACGAAAGCACGGUUAGGUUCUCAGAGUAUAACAAUAAAGGACCUGGAGCGAACAUGGAAAAGCGAGCUAAAUUCGUUAAGAGGCUAUCUGAUGCAGAAGCCAAACAAUCCAUUAGCCUUGGCUCUAUAGAGGCUUCGAAGUGGCUGCUUCCUCCUAGAGUCGUCGGCCUACCGUAGUUUAAAAUCUAUUAUUUCAGUUUGUAGUCUUUAGGAAAAUAAAAAUUUUCGACUCUAACGAGUGUGUUAUUAGACUUGUCACCAGAAUAAAAGACAGUCUGCGACAUGACGGCAUGAUUACUACAAUCAAAUCUAGGGAAAAGUACUAGUUUUUACCUGUAAAUUUUUCAUAUAAUCUUGUGCCUUUUAAGGCUUCUCUUGUAUUUAGUAUUGUCGUAUGGGACACGAUGGCCUUUGAGCUAUUAGUCAUACUUUAGUCUUUUGCCUUUCAAGGCUUCUCAUGUAUCUAUUAUUGUUAUAUGGGACGCAAUAGCCUUUGAGCUAUAUAAUCAUCCUUAAUAUC